CGAACCAAGAAAUAUUAUAAAUUAUUUGGAUAUCAUGGCUGAACAAAUAUCGCCUGUUCUCCUGUACAUUCUGAUGGCUGGAAUGCUCGUCACUGGUACUUUGAACACGGUCUUCUUAAAAUUCAUGAACCUCGCCUAUUACACCGAUAGAGAAGGAAAGAGUGACAAGCAAUUUAAUCAUGCUUUCUUCCAAACAUUCAUCAUGUUCAUUGGAGAGUUUUUGUGUCUGGGUGUUUACGGAAUAAUGUACUUGAGAGACAAGAAGAAAUAUGGUGAUGCUAGUCUUAACCCACAAGCUAUCGAAGCAAAGAAGAGAGGCCUUAAGACUAAUAUUAAUGUGUGCAUUUUGGCAAUUCCUGCUUGUUUUGAUAUUACAGCCUCAACUUUGAUGUUUAUGGGUCUAACUAUGAUUGCUGCUAGUAUCUACCAGAUGAUGAGAGGGCUUAUAGUCUUUGUUGCAGCUAUCUUCAGUAUUAUAUUCUUAGGAAGACGUUAUCACAGACAUCAUUGGACAGCUUUGGCUUUUGUCGUAGGUGGAGUCGCCAUUGUAGGAGCCAGUCCGGUUAUUUUCCCUAAUAGUGAUGAUGAUGACGAUGAUGAUGCUGGUAAGAUGGCUAUUGUUGGUAUUAUACUUGUAGUCGUAGCACAGCUUUUCGCAGGAGGUCUCAUGAUCUCAGAAGAAAAGUUGUUGGGAAGUUACUACUUACAUCCUCUUAAAGUUGUUGGUUGGGAAGGAUUCUGGGGAUGCACUAUAUAUUUAAUUCUCCUUCUCAUCUUCCAGUUUAUUACAUGCGGAGAUAAAACAAUCUGUCCUCAUGGAAGGCUUGAAGAUACUCCACAAGCUUUUUAUGAAAUGGGAAGUAACCCAGGAAUUCUCUUAUAUGGGAUUGGUUCAAUCUUAAGUAUUGCUUUCUUUAAUGCACUGGGAGUCUCUGUUACAAAGUUUGCUAGUGCUGCCCAGAGAUCAACCAUUGAUACUAGUAGAACAUUAUUGAUCUGGGGUGUUUUCUUGCUCAAGCCUGGAGAGGGCAGAGAGAAAUUCAUCUGGCUUGAACUUGUUGGCUUCGUCUUACUGGUGCUUGGAACCCUUGUAUUUAAUGAGAUUCUUGUGAUUCCAAUUUUAGGCUUCAAUAAAAAUACUAAAGAUGCUAUCGAAGCCAGAAAAGCCCUUGAAGACGACAGGGAAGAUAUUGAGGAUAGCUAUAAUGGCAAUAUGCCCACAAAGAAAGGUAAAGUUGCUGCUGAGAAAGAAAAGCUUUUGGACACAGACAGUGAGAAUUAG
Molecule: messenger RNA, 1282 nt
Organism: Moneuplotes crassus
Lineage: Eukaryota; Ciliophora; Spirotrichea; Euplotida; Euplotidae
Source: the annotation of a GenBank genome assembly